This is a messenger RNA of Strongylus vulgaris, 438 nucleotides long. The record is from the annotation of a GenBank genome assembly. Lineage: Eukaryota; Metazoa; Nematoda; Chromadorea; Rhabditida; Strongylidae.
UCCUAUCUGAUUGGGUCCGAUGGCAAACCACAUAUUUUCUCGACUGAACGAUUGAAAGAGAUCACAGCCACCGUAAUCUCGCAAAUGGCCAAUAAUGGGCUACGUACAAUCUGUGUCGCCUACAAAGACUACAUUCGAAAAGGUGUCCGCGAUGUGGAAAAUUAUGAGAUUCCGUUUGAAAAAGAUGAGGAUAUCGAUUGGAAUGACGAGGAUGAAAUAUCGAAAAACUUUGUGGGCAUUGCUAUCUGUGGAAUACAGGACCCCGUUCGACCAGAGGUGCCAGCGGCUAUUGAGAAGUGUAAGAAAGCUGGAAUAACCGUUCGUAUGGUUACCGGUGAUAAUAUUAACACGGCUAGAGCGAUCGCCAUGUCUUGCCGGAUCCUAGAGCCUGGUGAGGAUUUCUUAGCCCUAGAAGGAAAGGAAUUCAAUGAAAAGUGA